This is a messenger RNA of Arachis stenosperma, 1443 nucleotides long. Its product is annotated as 3-ketoacyl-CoA synthase 5-like. Gene Ontology annotation, cellular component: membrane. Lineage: Eukaryota; Viridiplantae; Streptophyta; Magnoliopsida; Fabales; Fabaceae. The transcript has a single exon. Gene Ontology annotation, molecular function: acyltransferase activity, transferring groups other than amino-acyl groups. The coding region runs from base 1 to 1443 and encodes 480 amino acids. The record is from RefSeq and is a predicted model, not a curated record. Gene Ontology annotation, biological process: fatty acid biosynthetic process.
AUGGAACCUAUUUCCGAGCAAAGCCAUGCUUCUCUCUUAUCAAAGCUUCUCCUCUCAAAACUCUCACACAUCAUGUGGUCUUGUACCCUCUUUUUUGUUGCAUCUUCUGAACUGUUUCUAAUCCUCCAAAAACUGGAACCCAAGCUCCAUUUUCUGCCUCUAUGUUUUCUACUUACGUGUUUCCUAUUGAAGUGGCUUCUCUCAAGGCCUUCUCCCGUUUACAUUGUUGACUUCUCGUGCCUUAAACCUCCUAACUAUUGCAGAGUGCCAUUUGCGGCAUUCAUUGAGAACGCUUCACAGUUUAAACUCUUUGAACCAAAAAGCUUAACUUUCAUGGCCAAAGCCCUCCAAGCUUCUGGACAAAGCGAAAAUACUUACCUUCCCUCUCCAUUACACUUCAUCCCUCCAAAAACAGACCAGAACGAAGCCAUUAGAGAGGUUCACAAGCUUCUCUUCCCCAUCAUUGACGACCUCUUCGCAAAAACCAAUGUUUCACCAAUUGACAUAGACAUACUCAUAGUUAACUGCAGCUGCUUUUGUCCCUCUCCUUCUUUGUCCUCCAUUGUCAUCAACAAGUACUCCAUGAGAAGCGACGUCAAGAGCUUCCACAUCUCUGGUUCGGGUUGCAGUGCAAGUGCACUCGGCAUAGACAUGGCUCAGAGACUUCUGAGAGUACACAAGAACUCAACCGCCAUGGUUCUAAGCACAGAGAUUCUGUCAACAGGUUGGUACACCGGCAACGAGAUACCCAAGUUGAUCCUCAACUGCAUCUUCCGGAUGGGAAGCGCAGCCAUUCUUCUCUCCAACAAGAAUGAAUUAAAGAAAAAUGCAAAAUACAGGGUUCUUAGGACACUAAGAACCCAAAGCGCCUUCCUAGACGACGGUUAUCUUUCUGCUAUAUUGGAAGAAGAUUCCGUCGGAAAACGCGGAUUUAGCGUAAGGAAGAACGUGCUUCACGUGGCUCGAGAAGCCCUUCGUUCAAACAUAACCGCUCUUGGUUAUCAAGUGUUGCCUCUCUCGGAAACGCUUCGGUAUGUUGUGUCCCUCUUUAAGUUGAGGAUCUUGAAGAAGGAUUCCAAAGGCAAAGGGAUUUACGUUCCGAAUUUCAUGAGCGUGAUACAACAUAUUUGCUUGCCUUGUACGGGCAUGAGCGUUAUAAGGGAAACGGGAAAAGCGCUGAGGCUUUCUGAAAGAGAUAUUGAACCUGCAUUGGCCACAAUGCACAGGUUCGGGAACCAGUCUUCUUCGUCAUUGUGGUAUGAACUUGCGUACCUGGAAGCCAAGCAAAGGGUUAAAAAAGGUGACACUGUUUGGUUGCUUGGCAUGGGGAGUGGUCCCAAGUGCACUAGUGUGCUUCUCAAGUCUGUUACGCCUCUAUCUGGUGAACCCAACAAUGCUCCAUGGGCAGAUUGUAUUCAACACUACCCUUUGUUAAUUCAUUAA